AUGCGUGUCACUAGGCCCGUAGCGUCGCUUGCACGGCGUCUCAAGAUGAACGACGGCUUUGAGAUCCCCCAAUUCGGUCUGGGGACAUACCAAAUGACAGGAGCCGAGGCGUACACGGCGACCCGCGCCGCCCUAGACGCAGGUUACCGUCACAUCGACACGGCCGAGUGGUAUGGGAACGAAGCAGACGUGGGCCGGGCGAUUCGUGAUUCGGGCGUGUCGCGCGCCGACGUCUUUGUGACUUCGAAACUGCAGCGGAACCGGGGCUACGAUGCGGCUUUCUCAGAUCUGCGCGCUUCCCUUGACAGAGCGGGAAUGGACUACUUGGACCUGUACCUCCUCCAUUCGCCUGUGGGUGGUCCGACCGCCCGCGCAGAUGGGUGGAGUGCGCUUGUUGAUGCGAAGCGCAAGGGGCUCGUUCGGUCGGUUGGCGUCUCGAACUUUGGUAUGCUCCACCUCGCUGAGAUUGUCGAGAUGGUCCGACGGGCUGGGGAGGAUGGGCCAGGCGGCGCAAUGCCGGCCGUUAACCAGGUUGAUCUGCACCCUUUUACCCGGCACGAAGAUAUUGUCGAUAUGUGUGGUCUUAUGGGGACGUUGAUGGAGGCUUGGGGACCGCUCGCGAGGGGGACGCGGUUCGACCAUCCCGUCAUCAAGAAGAUGGCGGAGAAGUAUGGAAGGGACCCUGCUCAGAUUAUGCUCCGGUGGGGACUGCAGCAUGAUCACAUUGUCAUUCCCAAGAGCGUGUCGCUGGAACGUAUCGAGUCCAAUGCCCAGGUAUUCGACUUUGAGAUUACGCCCGAGGACAUGGCUGAGUUGGACGGGUUGAACGAGAACCUUGUGACGGACUGGUGGGUCGUCGACGCCGAGUAG
Messenger RNA from Cutaneotrichosporon cavernicola, 870 nucleotides. RefSeq lists its product as uncharacterized. NCBI's taxonomy places the organism in Eukaryota, Fungi, Basidiomycota, Tremellomycetes, Trichosporonales, Trichosporonaceae. Bases 1 to 870 code for a protein of 289 amino acids. Gene Ontology annotation, molecular function: oxidoreductase activity. The transcript has 5 exons. The record is from RefSeq and is a predicted model, not a curated record.